Cataglyphis hispanica is the source of this 813-nucleotide messenger RNA. RefSeq lists its product as uncharacterized. The transcript is spliced from 2 exons. NCBI's taxonomy places the organism in Eukaryota, Metazoa, Arthropoda, Insecta, Hymenoptera, Formicidae. The coding region runs from base 1 to 813 and encodes 270 amino acids. The record is from RefSeq and is a predicted model, not a curated record.
AUGCACAAAACUCAAAUGAGCUUGAGAGACAAAAUAAUCAUGACCUAUGUUAAAUUAAAACAGAAUCUUUCGUACUCAUUUUUAGCAGUUAUUUUUAAUAAUUGUACACCGAGGCACUGUCAACGAAUUUUUUAUAAAACUUUGCAAAUGUUAAGUGAGACAUUAAGACCUAUGAUAUCUUGGCCAUCAAGGGAUGAAAUCUCUCGAAAUUUACCAAAAGUGUUCGAAGGAUUUGAAAAUGUGAGAAUUGUCGUAGAUUGCACGGAGAUUUUCAUACAAGCUCUAACUAAGUUAGGCUGUCAAGAAGUUGUUUAUUCGCAUUAUAAAUCAUCUCCAACGAUCAAGGUUAUGACCGGAGUAUCACCAGGAGGGACGAUAACAUUUAUAAGUAAACCGUUUGGAGGAAGAGUUACUGAUACUGAAAUAUUUUCGAAGAGUGAAUUAAUAAAUUUGUUAGAAGUUAAUGAUGGAGUAAUGUGUGAUCGAGGAUUUCUGAUAGACGAGCUUUGUGCUCGAAAAAGUUGGAAACUUAUUAGACCUCCUUUCCUAAAAGAUAAAAAACAAUUCUCCAAAAGUGAAGCAAUUCUUACCUCACAAAUAGCUAAAGCUCGAGUUCACAUAGAAAGAUCUAAUCAACGAAUCAAAGCCUUUGCGGUGGUUGGUGAAACAAUGUCGGUGAAACUGGUACCAAUUAUAGAAGAUAUUUUUUCUGUUAUUUGUGCAACAGUCAACCUCACCGUCAACAUCUUUAUCACGAAUACACUAUCGAAAUCAACAGUCAGUAUGAAAGCUCGUUUAUCGAACGAUGAAUAG